Molecule: messenger RNA, 1310 nt
Organism: Ictidomys tridecemlineatus (thirteen-lined ground squirrel)
Lineage: Eukaryota; Metazoa; Chordata; Mammalia; Rodentia; Sciuridae
Gene: Pgls
Product: 6-phosphogluconolactonase
Biological process (GO): pentose-phosphate shunt; carbohydrate metabolic process
Molecular function (GO): 6-phosphogluconolactonase activity
Source: RefSeq, a predicted model, not a curated record
AAGCCCACCAAAAUAUCACUUCUCCAGGAAACCUUCCCAAAUCUCCUCACGCCAUCCCAACCCCAUGUCCCCUUCUGUGGGGACGCAGGCCUGCCUCCGAGCUCCUCCUAAGCCAGCUCAGGGAAGGGCUCAGGCAUAGCUCGCAAAGAUUCAAAGGGUGGGCACAGAAGACAUCGCCCUUCCCUGUCGGGGCUUCACCUGCCGGACUGCGCAUGUGCGUAGCGCAGACCGAUCCAAGAGCUCAGACAGGUGUUGGCCUUCGCGCAGGCGCACUGGCCGCCGCCGGGAGCGCUUCCGUCUCCCUGCCGCCCCGCCGUCGCCAUGGCCGCGCCCGCCUCGGGCCUCAUCUCGGUGUUCUCGAGCCCGCAGGAACUGGGCGCGUCAUUAGCGCAGUUGGUGGCGCAGCGGGCUGCGUGCUGCCUGGAAGGGACCCAGGGUCGCUUCGCGCUCGGCCUGUCGGGCGGCAGCCUCGUGUCGAUGCUGGCCCGGGAGCUACCCGCCGCCGCCGCCCCCGCCGGGCCCGCCAGCCUAGCGCGGUGGACGCUGGGUUUCUGCGACGAGCGGCUGGUACCCUUCGAGCACGCCGAGAGCACGUACGGCCUCUACCGGACGCAGCUGCUCUCCAGACUGCCCAUCCCAGACAGCCAAGUGAUCACCAUUGACCCCACGCUGCCCGUGGAGGAGGCGGCCGAGGACUACGCCAAGAAGCUGAGACAGGCCUUCCAAGGAGACUCCGUCCCAGUUUUCGACCUGCUGAUCCUGGGGGUGGGCCCUGAUGGCCACACCUGCUCCCUCUUUCCAGACCACCCGCUCCUGCAGGAGCGAGAGAAGAUCGUGGCCCCCAUCAGUGACUCCCCAAAGCCACCUCCACAGCGUGUGACCCUCACGCUCCCUGUACUAAAUGCAGCCCGAACUGUUAUCUUUGUGGCCACUGGAGAAGGCAAGGCUGCUGUUCUGAAGCGCAUUCUGGAGGACAAGGAGGAGAAGCCGCUGCCCGCCGCCCUGGUCCAGCCCCACACGGGGACGCUGCGCUGGUUCCUGGACGAGGCGGCCGCCCGCCUCCUGUCGGUGCCCUUUGAGAAGCAUUCCACGUUGUAGCCGGCAGGGGCACGCCAGGGCCACCAGGGCCACCGAGGCUGUGCGCCAGGGACCUCCCGGGGCUGGGCCCCUCUGGCCACCGCUCCCAGCUGCGUUUGGGAGGAGCCACGUGGUGCUGCGAGAAGGAAGGGACCGGCUGCCAGCUCUGCCUGGGGGGUCAGCCACGCCGUGGGGCCGGGUGACCUGCGUAUUAAAGGGAGCAUUGCUGGAAG